AUGCCUUGUGCUCCUGGAACGGUCUGGAACCAACAGAAACUCACCUGUGAUCACGAAUGGGCUUCUCCUUGUGUGACAGGCAGCUACUUGACUUCAGAAGGUCUACCAUGUGGAGGAGGUAGUGUGGAAACGGAAGUGGAGGACGAUGAAGGAAAGAGUGAAAACGGAAGUGGGGAUAGUGGGAAUGGCGAAGGAGGUGAGAACUGUCAGGAUGAAGUGAGUGCCUGUAAAUUCUGGGCUGCCAAUAAUGACUGCUACUGCAAGCCAACUGAUGGAGAUUGCUCAUGGCAAACUUAUGUUGCCAAGACAUGUCCCAAAAGUUGUGGAACAUGUAAUGAAGGUGGAAAUGGAGGUGGUGAUGGAGGCAUUGACGGUUGCGUCAUUGACUGCUCCCUCGGAAAGUAUCUGCCACAUCCAACUGACUGCCGCAAGUUCAUCCAGUGUGCCCCGUAUGGUCCCGAAGAGAUGCCUUGUGCUCCUGGAACGGUCUGGAACCAACAGAAACUCACCUGUGAUCACGAAUGGGCUUCUCCUUGUGUGACAGGCAGCUACUUGACUCCAGAAGGUCUACCAUGUGGAGGAGGUAGUGGUGGAAACGGAAGUGGAGACGGUGGAGACGAAGGAAACGGAGGUGGAGACGAAGGAAACAGAGGUGGAGACGAAGGAAACGGAGGUGGAGACGAAGGAAACGGAGACGAAACGGAGUGGAGACGAAGGAAACGGAGGUGGAGACGAUGGUAA
This is a messenger RNA of Penaeus vannamei (Pacific white shrimp), 741 nucleotides long. Lineage: Eukaryota; Metazoa; Arthropoda; Malacostraca; Decapoda; Penaeidae. The record is from RefSeq and is a predicted model, not a curated record.